UUUAUAAGUGCACUUUAACCGCCUCCUGCCCGCCAUAUAAGGAAAUGACGGGCGCAAGGUGGUUCUCUCGUUCUGGGAGGACGUCAUAUGACGGUCCUCCCAUUCUCACUGUGCAUGCGCGGCUCAGGGAGCCUGCAGCGCGGCGAUCGACGAUGCUCUGUGUCCCUCGGACACAUCGGAUCACCGAUCACGGAAAGAGUCGAAGAUGUCGGCUCGGUCAUGUGAUCAGCGGUGUCCAAUCACAGCUGAUCACAUGUAAACAGGGAAAUACCGGUUAUCGGCAUUCCUCUCCU
Messenger RNA from Staurois parvus, 293 nucleotides. Lineage: Eukaryota; Metazoa; Chordata; Amphibia; Anura; Ranidae. The record is from the annotation of a GenBank genome assembly.